Molecule: messenger RNA, 2349 nt
Organism: Candida tropicalis MYA-3404
Lineage: Eukaryota; Fungi; Ascomycota; Pichiomycetes; Serinales; Debaryomycetaceae
Gene: PTR3
Product: Ptr3p
Exons: 1
Coding region: 1-2349 (782 amino acids)
Molecular function (GO): protein binding
Source: RefSeq, a predicted model, not a curated record
AUGGAUAAGCUAACUCUGUUAGAGGACCUACUUAGGUUUCCUGGACAUGAUAUGAACUUAAUAUUUGAUGCAUCUGUUCUAACAUGUGGAUGUUUAACUUCGGAAUACACUUUCAAUAAUCAAAAUCUAUCCAAGAUAUGUCCCAAUUGUCAUACUGAUAAUGUUUCCAUAUUGGCACCUAUCAAACCAUUAAGAGAACUUUAUAGUAUUAUUCAAAAUAUGCAAUCACAACAGUAUCAACCACAACAGGAAAGAAGACGUAGAUCGUCGUCAAAAAAGAGUUUUAAAGGAGGAUUUGAUGAUGUUAGUACUACAGCAAAUCCAGUUGGUGAGUCAACCGACUUAAUUAGCUUAUUUUAUAAAAUUGCUAAAGAAGAACAAUUGGAAAAUAAAGACGUUAAAAGAUCAUCAUCACAAUCACAACCUAUUCAACCACUACAACCUCCAUCUCGUCAACAACAACAACAAGAACAACACCCAACCCCACAACAACAACAACAACAACAACAACAACAGCCGGUAGGGAAGACAAAAGAACAGGCAAUCUCCGAUUAUGUCAAUGUUCAACCAAUUGAAAUAUCUAAGAAACUUUCUAAUGUUGAAUUGAAUAGAUCUUAUCCUUCUUCUCUCCUGAUGAAUUCAACUUCUAUUUCACCUCAAAAUCACAAGUAUUUAAUGGAUUCGGCAUUGUCUGUUGUUCAAAGAACCAAUACAGAGUUGGAUACAUCAACAAUUAGGAAUAAUCCAACUAAUUUAGCGAUCAAUUUAUUAGAAAGUGUAAGUGAACAAAAAGAAUUUAAUUUUACUAAAUGUUUCCCAUUUCAUCGUAAAUUGACUACAUUUCCAACACAACAAUUGAAAUUAAAUUUUUCAUCAAUGGUUCCAUUUAAACUGUCAGGAAACUCGUAUAUAAAAAGAGCAAUAAGUACAUCGAUAUACACAUAUCUCGAUUUUGCCAUGGGCACUGAAGUUACCCAAUUCGCUAUUAUCAAUGAAAAGAAAUGGGAAUUAUAUGAAUAUAUUGUACCCAUGGGUGAUAUGGAUAUAUCUCAAAUCAAACCACAAUUGAUUUGUUGUGGUAAACUGACGGGUGAAUUUGGUGAAGAUGCAAAUAAUUUAAAACAUUCAGGUGAAAGUUCAAUUAAAGAAAUUGUCAUUAGAAAUGAUUUUGGUGCUAAAGAUAACACAACUUCUGGAAGUGAUGCCGAUUUUAAGAAAAUUUUGAAUUCAUGGGAUCAAAUGUACUGUAAAUUGACUAGAAAUUAUUUGAUCAUAUCAGGUACUAGAGGUGUUAUGAGGGUCUUUAAUGUUAACAAAUCUUCACCAUAUGAAUUUGGACAACCAAUUUAUACAUAUAUUACGAAUUUCCCAAUCAGAUGUAUAGCAGUAUCUCCUAAUAGUUCAUUGAUUGCAUGUGGUAUCACUGCUAAAGAAAGAAUUUCUGGAAAAGAACAACCAUUUGUGAUUCUCCAUAGAUUGAUCACGCUGGAAGAUUUAUACCUAGAUUCAGUCGAUCCUAUUACGAUAACUAUUCCUACAAGAGAUCCGAUUAAGAUUAUUAAUUUCAAUGCUUCAUCGACUCAUCUAGUCAUAGCUACUUCAUGGGAGUAUAGGUACUUGAUUAUUAAAUUGACUGAUUCUUACCAAAGUGAUAAUUAUCGUAAACCAAGAUUAAUCUGGUCGGAUUUGAUGUAUAAAACGUCGAGACGUAACAUGGAUAAUACCAAUCAAUCAAGUUCAAGUUAUGAUGAACGUGCUGAGGCUGAAAAUGAUCUAAUGUUAUCCAAAGAAGGAGUCACAGAUGUGAAAUUUGGAAUUAUGAAUUCAAACAUGGUUAUUUCAACAUCCUGUGCGUUAAAUAAUAGACCACCAAUAUUGAUUCGUUUAGAAGGUUGUCAAAUUGAUUCACCAGUUAAUAUGUCCGGGAAUGAAAUUAAGAGUGUAAACAGUGUUGAUGACGAUGUUGAGAACUCGAGAAUUGUAUCGGCAGAGACAGUUAUGAAAAUUACAGAAAUUGGUUCCUUGAUUUAUCAAGUAGCCAUAUCUCCACGAGGUGAUGGUAUUGUCUUUUUAGAUAAAGAUGGUAGAUUAUAUUUGGUCUCACUGCCUAAUUUUUACCCAGGAAGAAGAAUCAGUGCAACAGACUCUAAAAACAAGAAAAUUGUGGUAUUACUUGGAGAGGUUGCCAAUGCUGAAAGAUUCAGUGAAGCAGCUUCAGUGGUGUUUAGUUCAGAUGGGGGUAAAGUAUUUGCAUUAGAUAGAAGAGGGGUAUUUUCAGUUUUUGAUUUCACGAAAGGUAUUCCUGGUAAAGACCCGGAUGUUAUUAAAUGUAAGAUUAUUAGUUUAUAG